Messenger RNA from Pieris brassicae (large cabbage white), 1456 nucleotides. RefSeq lists its product as uncharacterized. The record is from RefSeq and is a predicted model, not a curated record. NCBI's taxonomy places the organism in Eukaryota, Metazoa, Arthropoda, Insecta, Lepidoptera, Pieridae. The coding region runs from base 1 to 408 and encodes 135 amino acids. The transcript has a single exon.
AUGUCGGGCGGCCAGGGCUCCGCGCGCCGGCCGCCGCGCUCGGGCGGAGGCGGAGGCGGCGGGGGCACCUUGCCCGCGAGCGGCUUCACCUACGUCGGCAACAGGCAGCCGCUGACGCUCAACAACGGGGCGCCGGCGCCGCACCUCAACAACGGCUCGCUUCGCUCGUUGCCCGACAAGGGGAAGCGCAACGGGACGGCGUGCCGGUCGGACGACUUCAAGCGAAACCUCGACGCGCGUUACUCGCGCAAGCAGGAUAACGGCUACCCGCGGGCCUCCGAAACGGUGCCGGGGCUGGGCCGAGGGCCGGAUCGAGACGCCGACUACGGCGAGCCCGAGUACUCCGUCAUCGCCGAGAGCUUCGCACGAGACGACUACUGCUCGCACUCGAACACCUUCAACUGUUGAGGCGCCCGCUCCGAACCUUUCGACUUUGUGAUUUUGAAAUUCUAGCAAUAAUUCUUCAUUCCGUUAAGUUUUCUGGGAACGUCCCGAGACGUUUCGUCGAGAGAGUACCUUAUUUGUAAAUUAUUUAAUAUAAUAAUUAAGUUAACGAGUAGCGAUGGAUCUAUUUUUCAAUGGAAAGUUAGCAGAAAGCCGAAAGUGAAACUUUCGGCCGCGAGCCGGUUUCGUAUCGUUCGUAAUUAUAAGAUUAGGUCUGUACAUAAAACUAAAUUCUUCGAUAGAGCAAUAGUUAUCCAGCGUGAAGCAAUAACGCACGAGCCGACGAUACGGAGCCUCCGGGCGUACAAUUGACUAGUCGUUACAAGUAUAGUGAGGGGGUCGCGUUGCGAUCUGCGGCGGCUGCCGAGCGGCGCGACGGUAGCUCGCGGAAACUCGUUUUGUACAAAAGCCAUUCCAUUAAGCGGUCGCUCUCGAAGGCACGCGUCGGAGACCGAGACUCCUUCCCGUCUCCGAGGCGCGUCUCCGAGUGCGUCUUUCGUCUUAUCAAUUGAUUCAUAGACGAGGUGAGUGUGCGUCGAGACACCAAUGCGUAAGAGAAUAUUAGCUAGCUUUAACGAUUAACGAAUGUAAAUAUAUUUAUACUACAUUGAGAUAUUUAUAAAGUUCAAUAAGGUCCCGUUCUAAAAGAUGACAAAACUGUUUCUCGUCUCGUGAUGACCGAUGACGUCGUCUCGCUCUUGUAAUACUUUGUAUGUUAAACGCGUUAUGUGUACCUACACUGCGCUCUGUAGAUAUGAAGCACUCAUUUUCUAAUAAUAUCACACGUUUUUACGCUCAAUCAUAUUAAAAAUUAAUUUUUAUAGUUAAGAAAUUGUAUAAAAUUUUGCCUUUGAUAGACCAUUGUAAUCGUAACAAAUUCCAAUAAAAGUCAUUUCUCUCAAUGAUCGGGCUUCGGUGCGAGAGAGACAAUACUUCGAAAAGCGUAUCUUGUCCCUCAUAAUAUUUAUUAUCGAUCUUAGUUACUCACACAAUUAUUUCUGCACUAAACUAA